AUGGUCAACGACAACAGCAAUCAGGAGGAAGAAAAUUCAGAAGACCAAACAGAAAGGAAUAGAAAGCAACCCACCAGGAAAGAAAGCAGGAGAAUAACCAAAGGCCAUCCAUCAGGAAAAGCCAAAGUGAAAACGAGCUCAUUACUUAGUCGUCUUGGUUGA
Molecule: messenger RNA, 162 nt
Organism: Puccinia graminis f. sp. tritici CRL 75-36-700-3
Lineage: Eukaryota; Fungi; Basidiomycota; Pucciniomycetes; Pucciniales; Pucciniaceae
Exons: 4
Coding region: 1-162 (53 amino acids)
Source: RefSeq, a predicted model, not a curated record